Corticium candelabrum is the source of this 1471-nucleotide messenger RNA. Its product is annotated as sperm axonemal maintenance protein CFAP97D1-like. The transcript has 6 exons. The record is from RefSeq and is a predicted model, not a curated record. NCBI's taxonomy places the organism in Eukaryota, Metazoa, Porifera, Homoscleromorpha, Homosclerophorida, Plakinidae. The coding region runs from base 325 to 942 and encodes 205 amino acids.
AUGACAAUCGACACGCCUAUUCCGGGUAUGGUUAUGACGUCACGAGACAUCACGUGACGAAACGUAUUAAAUGACGUCACAAAUAUAUUAUUGUGAUGGUUUAGUAUUGUAGACAACGUUUUUGUGUGGAUUAUGUGUCUGAAUUUAUCCGUAUUACCGUUUCCAACUGUCGACCAAUGAAAUUAGAGCGCGUUGGCGCCGUUGCGACGUCGCAAUGUUGUAGUGAGUGAAAUGAGUGAAGCGCAUUUUUUAUGUCCGACCGUCGACCAAUCAGAUCGCAGCAUGUUGGCGCCGUUGUGACGUCAUGAGGUUGUCGUGAGUGAAAUGCAUCGCGCUUAUCAGUCGAUAACGCCAGCGAACAACUCGUUUCUGAAGCACAAGUGGGAUCAACUGAUCUACGACCGACACAGGAAAAAGGUCAAGACUGUCAAGGCGGUGAUUGAUAAUGCCCCGCCUAAGACAUAUGUGCAUUUGCACUUGAAAUUGAAGAAACUUCAGAUGCAGGAAGAGAGAAUGGCGAUCGUUGAGAGAGACAAUCGUAUUCUCUUAGAUCAGAUGGCGCAUAUGAUGAAGACAGGAGGGAGAGUAGACAACCGCAAUGACUACAAACAGCGAAGUCUAAACAAAACGAAAAGGCAACAAGACUUGCUGCAGAUAAGUCACCAGAACCACGCAAUUCUUCAACGAAUCAAGUCGAGACAGUCACACUACAACCACAUGCAAUGGGAGCAACAGUGGCUAGUCAACCAAGGUUACAUGAUGAAUAUAUCCAAGUAUCCUCAACCGAGGAAGACAGCGAGCAAAACAAAGACAAAGAAAGCAACGAGCAGUGGCAGCAGUCAACAAGAAGUGAAGAAUACAAAAUCUUUGAGUCCACAGAGUCACACUCAAUCACCAGCUACUAAUCACAGUGAAUCAAAUCUUCCAGAAGUUGCUGUAUGAGUGAAGCUCAACGAGCUGGAAACGAAAGCGAACACUUUGACUAGAAGUAGUAUUGUGGCAGAGUGUUGUGCAGUUGCCACUUGACCAGAGACGUGAUGAACACAGUGUGUGGAUGGUGAGCUUGAGAAAGAGGUCAGUGGGUUUGACUGAGUUGAAUAAAGUUGAAUAAUUUCAACUCAUCCAACCUCUCCUCAAGCUCACUAUCAACACAAAUGGUCAAUUGGGUAUGGGGUAGUAAGAAGGGUUGAGUAAGAAUGUUGUACGUGAGAGCCGAGUAAGGAAGGUUGGCUGGGAGACGAACAAUAGUUGGAGAUGGUGGACACAGGGACACCAAGGGCAUAACUACUGAGGGAGUUGCCUUGGUUGCUUCAUGCCUAGCUAGACCCCUGAGGAACACUUAUGGUGGACAUAGAGAGUUGUGGUAGACACAAGAGGGUGACGGUGGAUGCAGGGAGGGAUGAGUUGGGCAAAGGGAGGACUGGAGUGGAUCAGAAAGUGUUGCUUCACGUCACAGAGUGAGCAAACCUUC